Messenger RNA from Epinephelus lanceolatus (giant grouper), 2664 nucleotides. RefSeq names its product E3 ubiquitin-protein ligase TRIM39-like. The record is from RefSeq and is a predicted model, not a curated record. NCBI's taxonomy places the organism in Eukaryota, Metazoa, Chordata, Actinopteri, Perciformes, Serranidae. Gene Ontology annotation, molecular function: zinc ion binding; protein binding.
GUAGCUGAGAGCAACAGUGAGCUGCCGACAUGGCUCUCUGUGUUUGAGGAUUAUUUACAACUUCACAAAGAUCAUCAGGUUUUUUCCUCUAACAUCACUUUAACUUAUACAGUGUAUGACCAUGUCAGCUGCAAGCUGUGUGCUGUCUGAAGAGCAGUUUUUGUGCUGCAUCUGUCUGGAUGUUUUCACUAAUCCAGUCACUAUACCAUGUGGACACAACUUCUGCAAAAACUGCAUCACACAGCACUGGAAUGUCAACAGUUCUCAGUGCCAGUGUCCCAUGUGUAAAAAACAUUUUAAAACCCGCCCUGAGCUGCCUGUCAACACUUUCAUAUCUGAGAUGGCUGCUGAGUUUAGACAGUCAGCUGGAAAGAAAAGCAGCAGGGACUCAGAGGUACAAGUCGCCAAACCGGGAGAAAUCCCCUGUGACAUCUGCACUGGAACUAAACUAAAGGCUGUGAAGACGUGCUUGACGUGUUUCGCCUCCUACUGCGGUGUUCACCUGGAUCCUCAUAUGACAGCUGACCCCCUGAAAAGACAUUCGCUGACUGAUCCGGUGGAGAACAUGGAGGCAAGGGUGUGUACAAAGCACAAAAAAACACUGGAGCUGUUCUGUAAGACUGACCAGAUGUGUGUGUGCUCGCACUGCACUGUUACAGAGCACAUGGCUCACAACAUUGCUUCUCUGAAAGAUGAAUAUGAAGCAAAGAAGGCAGAGCUGGAGCAGGCAGAGGCUGAAAUCCAGCAGAUGAUCCAGGAGAGAAAGCUUAAGAUCCAGAAAAUUGAACGCUUAAGAAUGCACAGUAAGGAAGAUGCAGAGAGAGAGAUAGCAGACGGUGUUCGUAUCUUCACCAUUCUGAUGCAGACUGCAGAAAGAGACCUGAACGAGCUUAUUGAGAAAAUUGAAGAGAGGCAGAAGACGACAGAGGAACAGGCUGACGGCUUCAUCAGAGAACUGGAACAAGAAAUCUCUGCACUGAUGAAGAAAACUGCUGACAUGCAACAGCUCUCACGUACACAAGACCAUCUUCACCUUCUCCAGAGCUUUGCGUCCAUGAACACUGCUCUGUGCACCAAGAACUGGGCAGAGGUCAACUUUCAUCAGCCAUCAUAUGAGGGAAUUGUGGUGAAAGCUGUGACUGAGCUGGAGGAGACAUUCAGCAGAGAGAAGCAGCAGCUACUUCAUCAGGCCAGGCUGAAGAGGGUCCAGCAUUACGCUGUGGAUGUAAUUCUUGAACAUCACACAGCGAAUCCCUGGCUCGUCCUGUCUGAUGAUGGGAAACAAGUCAAGUGUGGUGAGAUGAGGAUGAACCUGCCAGAUAACACAGAAAGAUUUUCUCUUUAUACCAAUGUCUUGGCACAGCAGAGUUUCUCCUCUGGAAGAUUUUACUAUGAGGUUAAGGUAUCAGGGAAGACUGACUGGACUCUGGGAGUGGUCAAAGGGUCAGUUGACAGAAAGGGAAUAAUUCCACUAAGCCCUGUGAAUGGCUACUGGGCUGUGGGUUUGAGGAAUGGAAACGAGUACCUAACUUUUGCCAGCCCUGUUGUCAGCCUCAGUCUGAACUUGAAGCCUCAGAAGGUGGGGGUGUUUGUGAGUUAUGAGGAGGGUGUGGUCUCCUUUUAUGAUGUAGACGCUGCAGUUCAUCUUUACAGCUUCACUAACUGCUGCUUCACUGAGAAGCUUUUUCCCCUCUUCAGUCCUGGUCUUCAUCAUGGUGGCAUGAACUCCACCCCUCUGAUAAUUUCACCUGUCGACCACACUGAUUAGAUUUGAUCGUUAAUUUUGGAAAAAGGGGGAUUCUUAUGAUUUAAGAAGAGGAAGUCAGUGGAUCAAAGUGGUAUUACUAUAAAGCGAUACUUUAUCAAAUUUCAUCCAGCUUUGUAUCGUAACAAUGUGGGUUAUAUGUGUAAAUGAACUAUGUUAAACUUCUCCCUGCAAAUUUGUUAGGGAAAAUUAGCCACGUCUCUCCCUCUCAAUUACUUCCUUAAACUGUACUACAUAUUUCUUACCUAAGAUGUUUUCAGAAACAUACUUUAGUGUGCUGUUUAGCUGUAAUACAAAAAUUUGCGAACAGGAAGUGGACUUCAUACCAUUUCCUGUACCUUGGAAACAGAACCUGGAAAUACUGAGAUCAAACUGUAAAAUAAGGCAGUGCUGUUUAGCUUGUUUCUUGCCUGAAAUGUUUUCAGAAACACAUUUUAGUGCACUGUUUAGCUGUAAUACAGUAAUUUGUCAACAGGAAGGUGGCGCCAUACUGUGUCCUGUAUUGUAAAGGGAGGCUGAAAAAAAAGAGUUUAAACAGUUAACUAAACUGUGCUGAUCAAAUAUAAACCAAUAUUCGGUUACUGUUUUGAUUAUUUGUUGCCUCAAAGGUUUUCAGAAACAUAUUUUUUGUGCACUAUUAAGCUGCGGUAGGAGAGUUGGUGAACAGGUAAUGGGUGCUAUACCAUUUCUAGAGCUUAGAUUCUCUGCCAGAGCCCGAGCCCGGCCCGACCCGGCCCGCGGGCCCAGGCCGGGUCGGGCCGGGAGCCCCCUCCCUCUGACGGAUAUGAUAUGACGUUUUUUUUUUUUUUUAAAGCUAUGAUUUGAUAAUGUUAUAGGCUAUGUAUUGUAGCGACCCUGCAGUAAAUGUUCUGUUAUAAUGUCAAUGUUCUGUGAGUUAA